Molecule: messenger RNA, 5519 nt
Organism: Drosophila ficusphila
Lineage: Eukaryota; Metazoa; Arthropoda; Insecta; Diptera; Drosophilidae
Gene: gce
Exons: 11
Coding region: 1258-4266 (1002 amino acids)
Biological process (GO): regulation of transcription by RNA polymerase II
Cellular component (GO): cytoplasm; transcription regulator complex; nucleus
Molecular function (GO): protein dimerization activity; RNA polymerase II cis-regulatory region sequence-specific DNA binding; DNA-binding transcription factor activity, RNA polymerase II-specific
Source: RefSeq, a predicted model, not a curated record
GUAAUUAAUUUUUGUUUCUGUAGCGGUUCGGACGGACGCGUCGCGACGUUCGCUUGGUCCGCCAUUCGGUUCGCUUGGUUCGCCUGCCGUCGCUCUUUCUUAUUUAUUAUUAUUUUUAUUUUUAUUUGUACUCGUACAUCUGUGUAUUUGCAUUUGUGUUUGUGUUUGUAUUCAUUUUUUUUGGCUGUGUACGUGUGAGCGAGUGCGAGUGCGAGCAGUUUCCUUCUCUUGCCUUUUUCGUGGGCUCCGCCGCUGCUAAAAUGCAAAGAACACGCUCGAGAAACGUAAAUGGCGCCGCGCUAACGAAUGGAAUUGGAAUAUCAAACAGUGCCCCCCAAAGUCCCAUAUAACAAAACAACAAAAAAAAAAAAAAACGAAACACAUCAAAUAAAAGAAAAGAAGAGAAGAAAUACAACAAGCAACAAACAAACUUCGUGUUGCCCCUGCGCCUUUUUUUCGGGUGUGUGUGUGUGCCAGUGUUUGUGCUUUUGUGUAAAAAAGUUUGAAACAACAAAAAACCUAACAAAAAAAAAAAAAACAAAAAACCCGGCCGAGAAGAAAUAUUAUAAAUGAAGAAACAAGAAAUUAACACUUGCUGGAAGCUUAAUGGCAAAACAACAACAUAAAAAACUACAACAACAAAGUGAAACAAAACAACAAAAUACCUCCAGCUGUACAAAUAUUGAAUGAUAUUGAACAACUAAAAAAUAAAUAAAUACACAAAUAUGUACCAAAAUAAUCAGUAAAGUAAAACAAAAGAGAAGUCGGAAAAAAGGACUGGAGAGAAUGUAACCUAAGCUCAUUUCCCCAAAAACCCGUCCACUGAACAAAAUUACAAAAAGUGUGUUCGGAAAAUGGUUGAAAAAAUACUGAAAGAAAAGCGGUUUCAAAACGAAAGUGUGACUAGAAAUGUAUAAGACAACUACCAAGUGAACUGAAACACAAAAUACUGUAAAUUGAAGUACUAUUAUUAUUUUUGUUCUCCCUUUUUUCCUUGCAAAGUAAAGUACAAAGAACCACAAAGAAAAAAAAAAGCAAAUAACGGCAAAGAUAACAAAGCAAAUUGCAUCUGCAGGACAGCAACAACAACGAAAGAGCGAGACGGGCAUAGAAAUAAACAAACCGCUCCGGCAAUUGCAAGUGAGAGGAAGCGAGAGAGCUUGCUAAAAGAGAGUGAGAGAAAGGGCGGGAGAGAGUGCGAGCGAGCGAGAAGCUUCAUGCAGAAAAACAAGAAACAGCGCAAAACAUCUGGAGAACAUGGAGGGUGCGAGUCGCAGCAGGAACUCCUCCACGAGCCAAAGCCAAAGCCAAGGACUCGGCCAGGAUAUUGAGGAUCUCAAGCAAGACAUUCCCUACUUCGACGAUCCGCCACCACCCAUCGAUACUGAUCUUUUGGUUCUCGGCAAGAGUGAGUGUCCACUGGAUGAUCUCGGCUGGGAUCGCGAUGCGGAUGUGGAUGCGGAUGCUCCGCGCUUGGAUAACCGCAAUCGAAUGCAACCGAUCGAUCUCGACGAGGACAACUAUCCCGAUGAGAACGAGAGCUCGGCGCUGGGCAGUGACUAUGCGCCCAGUGGGAGUGGAAGCGGUGCGAAUAGCUUUUACCAAUCGCCGACUCCUUCUGGCGCCGGAUCCGGAUGCGAUGUGAUGCUCCGGCCGCCUUCCACUUCCGUCUACCACUUCAACUACCGAUCGCCGGGGAGUCCAUUGCCAGUGGGAGGAGCAUCCGGAGGAGGACCAGGAGGAGCCGGAGGUGGAUCCAAUCCCGGUCGCAUGCAUCCGUUUGCACAUUCCCCGGUUCAUGGAGCACCGCCGCCUGGCUUCUAUCCGAAUAUGUGGUAUCCGAAUGCUCCCUAUGGAUCGGGCUCAUCCGCCGCCGGAGGAUCCAUUGCGGGUGGUGGUGGCAGGUUCAUGAGCUACGGUGGAUCCAAUGCGGGAGUGGUUCCGGGCUCGGCGGGAAUGGCGGGCGGUUAUCCCGGACACUCGGGACAUCUGCAUGCGCUGCACCACCAGUAUCCGCAGCCGCAUCCGCAUCCGCAUUCGCACGGACAUCCGCACGCGCACCACCCGCAGCAUCCGCACCACCAGCCGCAUCCGCACCACCAGCAUCCGCACGAGACCAUGAUGGAGAUGUUCCAGCUCUCAAAUAAUGGUCGUGAGGCGCGAAAUCGAGCGGAGAAAAAUCGGCGGGACAAACUGAAUGGCUCCAUCCAGGAGCUUUCCACGAUGGUGCCUCAUGUGGCAGAGUCACCUCGUCGAGUGGAUAAAACAGCCGUGUUGCGAUUCGCAGCACAUGCACUGCGAUUAAAGCAUGCCUUUGGCAACAGUCUGAUGCACCAGCGACCACAAAUCACGGACACACUGAUGAACAUGCUGGACAGCUUCUUCCUGGCACUCACCUGCCAUGGCCACAUCCUGCUGAUCUCGUCCAGCAUCGAACAGCACUUGGGCCACUGCCAGACGGACCUCUACGGCCAGAGCAUCAUGCAGAUCACCCAUCCCGACGACCAGAACAUGCUCAAGCAGCAGCUGAUCCCCACCGAGCUGGAGAACCUCUUCGACGCCCACGGCGACUCGAAUGCGGAUCCCGACGCGGAUGGGGAGCCCCGCCAGCGGAGCAAGUCCGAGGAGGACUACAUCGAUCGCAAACUGCGCGAGGACAGGCGCAGCUUUCGCGUGAGGUUGGCUCGAGCUGGUCCCAGAUCGGAACCCACGGCCUACGAAGUGGUCAAGAUCGAUGGCUGCUUUCGGCGGAGUGACGAAGCUCCGCGGGGAGUACGAUCCAAUACCUUCAGCUCCAAUCUCCAGUUGAUCAGAAGGACUCGCGGUCGCGAUGACGUCAUUCCAUUGCACACCAUCAGCGGCAACGAUAUCAUCCUGACAGCCUGCGCCCGCAUAAUUCGUCCGCCGAAGAUCGCCAGUCGGCUGAUCGACGCGAACACGCUGGAGUACCGCACGCGGCACCUGAUCGACGGCAGGAUAAUCGACUGCGACCAGAGGAUCGGCAUCGUGGCGGGCUACAUGACGGAGGAGGUGCGCAACCUCAGUCCGUUCACCUUCAUGCACAACGACGACGUUCGCUGGGUGAUCGUGGCCCUUCGCCAGAUGUACGAUUGCAACAGUUCGUAUGGAGAGUCGACGUACCGCCUGUUCACCCGGAACGGAAACAUUAUCUACCUGCAGUCGAAGGGAUACUUGGAGAUCGACAAGGAGACCAACAAGGUGCACUCCUUCGUCUGCGUGAAUACACUUUUAAGCGAAGAGGAGGGCAAGCGACGGGUGCAGGAGAUGAAGAAGAAGUUCUCGGUGAUCAUCAACACGCAGAUCCCGCAGUCCACCGUCGAUGUGCCCGCCUCGGAGCAUCCGGCGCUCCUGGAGAAGGCGGUGCUGCGAUUGAUCCAGAACCUGCAGAAGACCGGCGAAGAGGGAGGCCACGAGGAGGCGGACGAGGACGAGGAGCUCGAAGGCGAUGACGACGACGAGGAGGAUGACGAGGAUGCGGAUGAUGGGGCACGCAGCGCCUCAGAGUUCGGGGAUCCACAUGGCAGCGGUGCCACCCAUCACCAUCCUCAUCAUGCUCAUCAUGUGCGUUCGCAUCACAGUUCCGCGACCUCAACAUCCACUUCACAUGGCCAGGGCAGCUCCAAGACUCCGCCUCUGGCACUCGUGCCGCCGGAAACGGCGUCCGUGAAGUCAUCGAUCUCGAAGAGCAUCAGUGUGGUCAACGUGACGGCGGCGAAGCAUUUGCGCGGUGUCCACGGUUCGGCGGCCAAGUCGCCCAGUUCCCAAGGUACUGGUUGCACCUGCAGCGAAUCCCACUCGCCCUGCGACUUCUGCCAGGGUCCACUCACGCCCGAUCCCCAGGCUAUUGGGUCCACCCUAAAGAGGAGCGGCUCUGCGCUCGCCGAGAGCGAGGAGAAGGUCGCCAAGCGGCGCUUCAUCCCCAGCACAGAAAUCGAGCACGUGCUGCACACAUCUCUGAACCAAAUCGGCCGAAAUCUGACCCAACAACUUAAUGUUGCCAGGAAUUUGAGGGAACAGGGCCAGCGUUACGAUUUGCCGCACGCCAAUCAGCGAUUCGAUGAGAUCAUGCAAGAGCAUCAAAAGCAGAGCGAGCUGUAUGUGAACAUCAAGAGCGAAUAUGAAGUGCAGCUGCAGAACAAGGCGAGCACCCGGAAGUCCUCGGAAUCGGAUCGGGAUCGGAAUCAGAAUCAGAAUCAAAAUCAGAAUCAGGAUCAGCAGCAGUUGCAGGACGAGGAUCUGAAUUAAGGGGGAACGAGAAGGAGAGAGUGCAGCUCUCGACUGAAGGGUUUCAUCGAUGUGAUAACUUACUGUCCUGGCAGCCAGCUCAAGUCCCAAAAGAGGAAUUUCCCAAAAAGAGGGAAACUAAAUGUAGAACCAAUCGGUCAGCUGAUAGGUAAUUGCUGCAGAACAGAUACAGAUACAGAUACAGAUAAAGAUACAGAUACGGAUACGGAUACGGAUAGAUGACCUCUGACCCCAAACCUAUGAGUGAGCCUGAGACAAACAUACUUUAGAUGCCCACAAAAACCCACACACACACACACACACGCACACACACACAAACUCGGUUUGAUCAGUUUGUUGUUUUUUUAAACUUUACGUACCAAGUAGAGAGGAAUUUUACAUGCAUGUAGAGCUAGUUACCAGUGUAAAGUGGAGCUGUUUCCGUUUCCGGUUUUUGAACUUGCUCCACAAAUUCGAACUGAAGCGAACGUUUCUCAAUUUUACUCCGACCAUCUAUUUUCCAACUAAAAGUGUCCCCUAAAGUAAAACAAAUUUUAAUAAAAGUAUGUCGAAAUCGAAAUCGCAAACGGAAAUAAAUGCUGGAAGUCGCACACCGCUAAGCUUUAGCAUAAACGGGAGGAUUUAAACAAUUACUAGGCUAAAUCGUAAUAUAAAUAAAAUAUAUUAUAUAUAUAUAUAUAUACCUAUGUACCAUACGUUGUGCGUUAUGCGCAUAGCCCAAACUAAACGUGAUAAAAGACUGUUACCAACUACAUAAACACAUACUACACACAUCUAUAACUAAAAAACGUAAACUUAAUUCGGUAUAGUUUCGUAUAUGAUAUAAAGUGAAAUAUUCACACGCCCACACACAUGGGCCUGGCAUAGUUAAAUUAAAUAUACUGUACGAACACUUUUUAUAGAUGUUUAAUGUUGUUUUGCUAUAAGAUAAAUCCGGUGCACUAACAAUUACAAGUGAGCCAAGUACAAUUUACACAAAUAUAUACAUAACUAGAUGCAUAUAUGGUUCGAUGUAAACUAACGAAUCGGUGUAUAAACAAAAACAAAAAAAAAAAAAAGUGAAUUAAAUUGAAUUGAUAUGAAUUGAAUUGAAAUAAACACACACACAAAAAACCAGAAAAAGCUAAGGCUUAAAAAUAAGAGAACUCUGUUAAAUGUUUGUUAUGCAUUUGUUUUUUUUUAUCUAAAUUAAUAUUAAACUAAUGUAUUAGUGAAUAAACUUGUGUACCUACAUACAAAACAAUGAUAAAGCA